CGCGGGUCUCUCUCUGGGGACCCCCCGCCGUUUCUCUCGUUUCCUCCUGCCGUUUCAGGCCCAAUGGCGGCAGAGUCUUGCUUUCGACGCCUUAAGCUCUAGGUCUCCCGAAAAAAGUGUGUUUUGUCCUCGUUCAACGCCGUGAUCUCUCCUGUUCUCGUCCUCUCCAUCCUCACCCACCAACCGUUCGUCUAAAUUCCUAGCGCAUCUUAAGAACAUGGGCAAGAAAGGUGGUGCCAAAAAGCAACCAAUCACGCCAACUCUGUCUCAGAGUUCAGUAUCGUUGAGAGAAGAAAGAACCGGUAAAAUACAAAACAAAGGCGCCUCUCGUAAUCCCAAGUCUUUAUUGAAACUCGAGCACUUGCAAAAGCUCGCUGUAUGGGCAAGCGGAGAAGCUUCAAUUCCUUCUCUCGGUGCCUUUUUCGGCCGCCAAUUCGCCGUAGCUCGAGAGAUCUUGGGAGUUUCACCUGACCCUUCUAUAAUUCUGUGCCAGAGAUGUGAGACAAUUCUUCAGCCUGGUUUUAACUGCACAGUGCGAAUCGAAAGGACUCAAACAAAGGCAAGGCGUAGACAAAAGAAAUCUAAUACUCCUAUGCAGAAUAAUGUUGUUUACAAGUGCCAUUUCUGUUCACAUCAGAAUCUGAAGAGAGGAACUCCAAAAGGCCAUAUGAAAGAAAUAUGCCCACCUAAGCCAAAGCCAAAGCCAUCUGCCAAAUCAGAACCUUUCAAGUCCAUGGCUCAGAAGUCUGCCAGCUUGGAGAAAGUGACAAAAAGCAAGGAUGAAAUAGCUUUGCCUUCGCCAUCUGGGGAUCCUUCUGUUUUAAACAGCCCAGCAACUCCAUUAGUGAGAAGUGGAGCGACGUUAUUGGAUGCAAAGAGAAGAAAGAGAACUAGAUCAGGAUCUAAAUCAUCAGAGCAAUCUGAAAGCAAUAAUGCUGCUGAAGCUGGUGAAAGAACUUUUGGUGCAUCAAGUAAAAGAAAGAGAAAAUCUUGGACUAGCCUGAAGGAAAUUGCUGAGAGUAAUGAGCAUGAUAGCACUCGAAACAUUACUAAUUUGACAGUCCCAUUUUUUAUAUAGUAGGUCAAUCCUAAUCGCGUUUAAGAGGACUGAGAAGAUUCAAGGUCGAUCUCUGGUUAUUUGGCAUCAGCUGUUAGAGAGAGAGAGGGUUCGAGUUUGUCCUGUUUUGGGUUAAUGGUUGUCCUGUUUUGGGUUGAAGGAUAAGCUGAUAGGGCUGCUCACACUUUUGCAAAGGGAGCUUUGCUAAAUGUUUGUCCAUCUGUUUGGAAUGAGCCUCUAAGCUCUAUUUUUGAUAUUGUAAUUUCUGAGAUGAAUGCUUCAAGUAUUUUCACUUAACAUUAUAGGUUUUAGGCUAGUGUAUGUGAGCAGGUCCGUUGGUGAUGUAGAGCAUCUUUUUUGGGACAAGAAAAGGCUGUAGACUUAAUUUUUAAUUUUCCUAUAUUGAUUUAGGUUCAA
Messenger RNA from Hevea brasiliensis (rubber tree), 1474 nucleotides. RefSeq lists its product as uncharacterized. NCBI's taxonomy places the organism in Eukaryota, Viridiplantae, Streptophyta, Magnoliopsida, Malpighiales, Euphorbiaceae. The record is from RefSeq and is a predicted model, not a curated record. The transcript is spliced from 2 exons. The coding region runs from base 218 to 1078 and encodes 286 amino acids. Gene Ontology annotation, biological process: RNA processing.